ACGAGAAUUGAAACUUUCUUGUCAGCCCCACACACCCUCGAAGAGUUUCUGGUCCAAAUUGAACACUUCAAGGCAAUUGCUGAUGAGUUACCAAUCGUGAACGAGCAUAUCAUCACUAUGGGUAUGUACAUGAUGAAUAGGUCAGAACUCAUAAAUGCCUUAGUACAGGCUGCUGACAGUUUUAAGAACCAGUUACUCGCAAGAUGUUCAGAAGAUUACCUGACUCUUUGCAAAAAGCUUGGCGAUGAAUAUCAAGCUAUACAUGAUAAAGCCUUGUCGGUACCUUCAAAUACAUCACAAUUGAUGGAACUUUUGAAGUACGUGCAGAAUGUUGAGGCUGUGGUACUGUUGGAAAUGGAAGAACGAUUACGUUUGGUUAUGAGUUACAUUAUAGGACUUUCGGAUUAUAUGUUUUUCACGCCAGUGGAAAUGAAGCAAAAUAACAUUACUUUCCUGUGGUAUUUGAGGAUGCCUAAGGUAAUCGAAGACCACAAGGCUCUGGUUGACGCCAAAACCGACGAAUUCCAAGCCGAUCUCAAAUCGCGAAUACAGAAAUUCACCGACGAUCUACGGCUGUACGCCAAGAUGGUGGACGAAAUGGAGCAAAACGGCAACAUAGACGACCUUCCGAAGUACCACAAGAAGGCCACCCAGCUGGACAAUCGUCUAAUCAACGCCAUGGAACGCAUCGACGCCUUCAACGAAGAAGAGGCGGCCUUUGGUUUCGAACUGUCCCAGUAUCCGAUCAGGAAACAGACCCACGACAAGUUGGGGCCCUACAAGAAGCUGUACGAUAACGCUACGGACUUUCUGGAGAAGUAUGACACUUGGAUGCACGCUCGGGUCGGAACGUACGACCCUGAAGACAUCGACGCCGAUGUGGGCACCAUUUAUAGAGUUAUCUACAAAUUGGAGAAACAAUUUUCGGAAAAACCUGCCGUGGCAGGUUUGGCUGGAACUGUGAGGGAGCAGAUUGAAGAAUUCAAAGACCACAUGCCCAUCAUACAAACUUUGGGCAAUCCAGGAAUGAAGGCCAGACAUUGGGAGCUUAUAUCAGAAAUCGUUGGAUUCCCCAUCGUUGUCGAUGAUGAUUUAACUUUAGAACGAAUAGUAGAUUACGGUUUAGACGAAUACGUUGAGAAGUUCGAAGCCAUAUCAGAGUCUGCUACCAAAGAGAACAACUUGGAGAAAGCACUCAAUAAGAUGGUGGCAGAAUGGAAAGACCAAGAAUUCACAAUACUCCCCUAUAAAGAUACUGGUACCUACGUUUUGUCCGCAGUGGACGAUAUUCAAGUCUUACUCGAUGAUCAUCUGAUCAAGACCCAAACCAUGAAGAAUUCACCGUAUAUCAAGCCCUUCGAGAAAGAAAUUAUAUCUUGGGAAGCUAAACUCCAACUGCUGCAGGAGAUCUUAGAUGAAUGGCUGAAAGUACAGAUUACUUGGAUGUAUUUGGAACCCAUAUUUUCCUCUCCUGACAUCCAGCAGCAAAUGCCAGAGGAAGGAAGGCGUUUCAGUGCCGUAGAUAAGAUCUGGCGUGAUCUGAUGAAAACUUGUUUCGCCGAUACGAAAGUUAUGUCGAUUGUCGAGAUUGACAAAAUGGUUGAGCGUCUGAAGAAGUGUAACGCUCUGUUGGAAUUGAUUCAGAAGGGACUGAACGACUAUCUGGAGAAGAAGAGAUUGUACUUCCCAAGAUUCUUCUUCUUGUCUAACGACGAAUUGCUGGAAAUUCUUUCGGAAACUAAGGAUCCUACUAGGGUGCAACCUCAUCUGAAGAAAUGCUUCGAAGGCAUAGCCAAACUCAGCUUCACUGAAGAAAUGGAGGUAACCGAGAUGAAGUCUAGUGAGGGAGAAAUUGUACCUCUGGUUGACGUGAUUCAGACUGCCCUGGCUAGGGGACAGGUGGAGAAAUGGCUUGUUGAACUCGAGACAGACAUGAAGAAGUCGGUUCAUAAUAUGGUGAAGGAGUCUGUUGAGGAUUACACGAAAUGCGUCAGACAUCAGUGGGUACUUAAAUGGCCAGGGCAAUGUAUCCAAGCGAUAUCGCAAACCUACUGGACAUCUGAAGUUACCGAAGCCAUCGUCAAUGGGCAUGAGGCAAUGGAGAAGUACUACGCCAAAUGUAACACUCAGAUCGCGAGGAUAGUGGAUUUGGUCAGAGGGAAGCUCAAUAUGCAGAACAGGAUAACUCUAGGAGCUUUGGUAGUGCUUGAUGUUCACGCUAGAGAUGUACUUUUGGAUCUUGUCAACAAAGGCGUGAAAAAUAUAACGGAUUUCCAGUGGCUGUGUCAGCUUAGAUAUUAUUGGACGGAAAAUCAACUGAUAACAUCAAUGAUCAAUUCUACUCUGAAGUAUGGUUAUGAGUACCUGGGCAAUACAACAAGGCUGGUGGUCACCCCAUUGACUGAUAGAUGUUAUAGAACGUUGUUCGGUGCUCUACAUCUACAUUUAGGCGGUGCCCCUGAAGGACCAGCAGGAACAGGAAAAACCGAGACGACGAAAGAUCUGGCGAAAGCUGUGGCCAAACAAUGCGUCGUCUUCAACUGCUCCGACGGCUUGGAUUACAUAGCUUUGGGGAAAUUCUUCAAGGGGUUAGCCUCGUGCGGAGCCUGGUCCUGUUUCGACGAAUUCAACCGCAUCGAUCUCGAAGUCCUGUCGGUCGUGGCCCAGCAGAUCCUCACCAUCCAGAGGGGCAUCAACUCCGGGGCGGAAAAAAUGGUUUUCGAAGGUACCGAGAUCAGGCUGGAUCCUACGUGUGCCGUUUUUAUCACCAUGAAUCCCGGAUAUGCUGGUCGCUCGGAAUUGCCAGAUAAUUUGAAGGCUCUGUUCCGGUCGGUGGCUAUGAUGGUUCCGGACUACGCUCUGAUAUCGGAGAUCGAGCUGUAUUCGUACGGAUUCUUGACAGCCAAGCCUUUAUCGGUGAAGAUUGUUGCUACCUACAGGCUAUGCUCCGAGCAGUUGUCGUCCCAGUGUCACUAUGACUAUGGAAUGAGAGCUGUGAAAUCAGUACUCAGAGCAGCGGGUACUCUGAAACUGAAAUAUCCAGACGAAAAAGAGGACAUAUUAGUUCUGAGAUCCAUCAAAGAUGUUAACUUGGCCAAGUUCUUAGUUCUCGACGUUCCCUUGUUCAAGGGAAUCACAUCAGAUUUAUUCCCGGGCGUGAUAUUGCCAGAACCGGAUUACGUAAUAUUCAACCAGGCCAUCGAAGACACUUGCGCGGAGAAGAAUAUACAGUGCGUGCCGUUUUUCUUAGAGAAGGUACAGCAACUGUACGAAAUGAUUAUCGUGAGGCACGGUUUGAUGAUUGUUGGCUUACCGUUUGGCGGCAAAACGACCUCUUAUAGGAUUCUAGCUAAAGCUUUAGGUCUCAUUGAAAAGAGGGGAGGUAUGGACGAGCAUAAAGCUAUUUACACUAUAAUGAACCCCAAAUCCAUCACAAUGGGACAGUUAUACGGUCAGUUCGAUCCAGUAUCUCACGAGUGGUCGGAUGGAGUCCUUGCUGUUAGUUUCAGGGAAUUUGCCAUGUCAACAACGGAUGACAGAAAAUGGCUCAUUUUCGACGGCCCUGUAGACGCAGUGUGGAUAGAAAACAUGAACACCGUGCUCGACGACAAUAAAAAAUUGUGCCUCAUGUCAGGGGAAAUCAUUCAGCUGGCAAACACCACGAAUUUGAUAUUCGAACCCAUGGAUCUGGAGGUCGCCUCUCCUGCCACAGUUUCUAGAUGCGGAAUGAUUUAUUAUGAGCCGGUAUGUUUAGGAUGGGAACCUAUGCUCACAUCGUGGCUGAACACCUUACCACCUUGCAUUUCCACCGAUUUCUACAAAACCAUGAUCUCUAAUUUGUUCAUUAGGUUUUGUAGACCGUUGAUAUGGUUCGUUUUUAAGAGUGGCGUUAAAGAAAUUGCUACAACAUCGGAAGCUAAUCUGUUGAGAUCUGCCAUGAAUUUAUUCGACUGUUUCAUGGACGAUUUUUAUCAAGAAGGUUUCCGAGAUAACGUCAGUGACUUGGAUAUACGAGCUCAGAUCGAAGGAUCCUUCUUCUUUUCCUGCAUAUGGUCAAUGGGCGCAACCCUCGAUACCAACGGUAGACAAAAAUUCAGCAUCCUUUUCCGUGGUUUGUUAGAAAGGGAAUUUCCGGAAGCGAUCAAGAAAGACCUGAAAAUUCCCUUCGAUAUCCCGAAACCCGAGAAACCUUACAUCUUCGUGAUACCUACGGGAGAAACCGUUUUCGAUUACAGAUACAUCAAAGAAGGUAAAGGAAAAUGGAAAUUGUGGUCAGAUGAAUUGGUCACGGCACCGCCAAUCCCUAGGGAUAUACCAGUUAAUCAAAUCAUAGUUCCAACUAUAGAGACAGUGAGAUAUAUUGCUAUAAUGACGCUGUUGGUACAACAUCAGAAAGCUGUGAUGGUGGUAGGACCUACUGGCACGGGGAAAUCCGUCUACAUCAUCGAGUUUCUGCUCAAAAAGAACGAUACGGUGGUUUAUCAGCCGUUGUUCAUUAAUUUUUCGGCGCAAACGACAGCCAACCAAACGCAAGAUAUAAUCAUGGCUAAACUUGACAAGAGACGAAAGGGUGUGUUCGGGCCCCCAGUACAGAAAAAAUGCGUUAUAUUCGUGGAUGACGUCAACAUGCCUCUGAAGGAGGUGUAUGGGGCUCAACCUCCAAUAGAAUUAUUGAGGCAGUGGUUUGAUCAUCACAUGUGGUAUAAUCGUAAAGAAAUUAUACCGAUGAAACUCAUAGAUAUCCAGUUUAUGUGCGCCAUGGGCCCCCCUGGAGGUGGUGGUAAUACUGUUACCCCCAGAUUCACCCGCCACUUCAACCAUUUAUGUAUAGAUGAAUUUGGAGAUGCCAUCCUCAUAAAUAUUUUCAGUAAAAUCAUGCUGUGGCAUUUGGAUACAAGGGGGUUCUCCAAGGAUUUCGAUCCUUGUAUAGAACAGAUUGUGAUGGCCACCCUGGAAAUGUACAAGAUGGCACGAGCGAAUCUCUUGCCAACGCCUGCCAAGUCCCAUUAUUUGUUCAAUUUGCGAGAUUUUUCCAGAGUUAUUCAGGGGGUUCUACUGUCCGUACCUGAGGCUAUUGAAGAUCUUGUCGCUAUGAAAAGACUAUGGGUCCAUGAAGUUCUGAGGGUAUAUUAUGACAGAUUAGUCGAUGACGCCGACAGAGCCUGGAUUUUCACCGCCCUCCAUGAAAUUUGCAUCAAACAUCUCGAGGAGAGUAUGAACACCAUGUUCUUGAGAUUGAAAACACCGCAGACAACUAACAUCGGGGAAAUCGAGCUCAGGAACCUUCUGUACUGCGAUUUCUCGGAUCCGAAAGCAGACCAGAGAUACUACGUGGAAGUCCAGGACUUGGAAGCUCUCACGGAGAUCGUGAUGGGAUUCCUGAACGAAUUCAACAACAUGUCCAAGAAACCGAUGAACUUGGUGCUGUUCAGAUUUGCCAUAGAACACUUGUCCAAGAUAUGCCGUAUAUUGAAGCAACCCAGAAGUCACGGAAUGUGCGUGGGCGUUGGUGGAUCUGGCAGGCAAUCGUUGACAAGACUAGCAGCUCAUAUUUCGGAAUAUGAUCUAUUCCAAGUCGAGAUCACGAGGUUGUAUGGAUGUAACGAAUGGCGAGAUGACGUAAAAGGUAUUUUGAGAAAGGUCAGCGCCACCGAUCUCCACGGUGUCUUCCUCUUCAACGAUACGCAGAUCAAGGAAGAAAACUUCCUCGAAGACAUAAGCAACCUGUUGAACACCGGGGAAGUCCCGAACUUAUUCACGCCCGAGGAAAAGAUAGAAAUCUGCGAGAAAAUGAGGCAGUUGGACAGGCAGAGGGAUAAGUCUGUGCAGACAGACGGCAGUCCGGUGGCUCUGUUCAAUUUCUUCGUAACCAUCGUUAGGGAGCAGUUACACGUCGUCCUCACCAUGAGUCCGAUUGGUGAAAAUUUCAGGGUGAGGUUACGGAAGUUUCCCGCCCUUGUCAAUUGCUGCACCAUCGAUUGGUUCCAGUCUUGGCCUGAAGAUGCCUUGUUGGCUGUAGCAACCAAGUUUUUGGGCGAGAUCGAGUUGACCGACAGAGAAAGGGUGGUUUGUAUAGAUAUGUGCCAACUUUUCCACACUUCAACCCAAACCUUAUCCGAUGACUUCUAUGAGAGAUUGAGGCGUCACAAUUAUGUGACUCCUACAUCCUACUUGGAGAUGAUCAGUACUUUCAAGACAUUCUUAGGUCGUAAAAGACAGGAAGUGCUGAUGCUCAAGAGCAGAUACGAGGUAGGUCUGGAAAAGUUAGAUGCAGCCGGUGCUGAAGUCGCUGUAAUGCAAGCGGCACUAGAAGCCCUUCAACCAGAGUUGGUGGUAGCUGCUAAUGCCGUGCAGGUCACGGUAAAAAAAGUGGAGGCUGAAUCAGCUGAGGCAGCAGAGGUAGAAAAAGUAGUUUUAGCGGAAGAGGCAAUCGCCAACGAACAGGCUAAAGCAGCUCAAGCCAUCAAGGACGAAUGCGAUGCCAACUUGGCAGAAGCGAUGCCAAUUCUGAACGCUGCCCUAGCUGCUUUGAACACCUUAACGCCUGCCGAUAUUAGUGUCGUGAAAACGAUGAAGAAUCCACCCAAGGGUAUCAAAUUGGUGAUGGAAGCUGUUUGUAUUUUGAAGGAUGUGAAGCCUGAGAAAGUACCCCUGCCUAGCGGUUUGGGAAUGAUGGACGACUAUUGGGGCCCAUCCAAGAGGGUGUUGGGCGAUAUUAAAUUCCUCGACAGCCUUAUGAAUUUCGAUAAGGAUAACAUUCCUCCAAAGAUCAUGGAGAAAUUACACAAGACGAUUCUUAACGACGAGAAUUUCGACCCAGAUAAGGUGAAGACUGCUUCUACAGCAGCAGAAGGUUUAUGCAAAUGGGUUAUAGCCAUAUCCAAGUACGACGUGGUGGCGAAGGUGGUUGCACCAAAGAAGCAAGCCUUAGCCAUAGCCGAGGCUGAAUUCAACGAAGCCAUGGCGUCCUUGGAAAUAAAGAGGCAGCUGUUACGAGAGGCGAGAGAACGGGUCGCUAAGCUCGAAGAAGCUCUGAGGAUAGAAACCGAAAAACUGCAAAGACUGACCGACGACGUCAAUUUGUGCCAGUUGAAACUGCAGAGGGCGGAAGAGCUGAUCGGAGGACUGGGUGGGGAAAAAACCAGAUGGUCCCAAACUGCGAAAGCUCUAGGAGAAAAGUAUUACGUUUUGACAGGGGACAUCUUGGUGGCAGCUGGAGUGGUGGCCUAUUUGGGACCCUUCACUUUGCAGUUCAGAACCGAACAGAUAAGCGGUUGGGUGAAGACUCUGAGUGGUCAGGGUAUUGUAGUCAGCAAAGAUUUUCAACUGACUGCUGUGUUAGGAGAGCCCGUUUUGAUAAGACAAUGGAAUAUAUUCGGUUUGCCGAGUGAUAAUUUCAGUAUCGAUAACGGUAUCAUAAUAAAGAACGCCAGACGUUAUGCCCUAAUGAUUGACCCUCAAGGACAAGCCAAUAAAUGGAUUAAAAAUAUGGAAAAGGCCAAUAAUUUGGCCAUCAUUCGUCUCAACCAACCGGAUUAUGUUAGGAUUCUCGAGAAUGCCAUUCAGUUUGGGCAACCGGUGCUCUUAGAAAACAUCGGCGAGGAAUUGGAUCCAAUUUUAGAGCCAGUUUUAUCGCAGCAAAUUUUCAAGCAGGGCGGUGCCUGGUGCUUGAAAUUAGGAGAUUCGGUUGUUGAAUACAGUGCAGAUUUUAGACUUUAUGUAACCACAAAACUGAGGAAUCCCCAUUAUAUGCCAGAAGUGGCGGUUAAAGUAACCUUGGUCAACUUCAUGAUCACGAAGGUGGGCUUGGAGGAUCAAUUGUUGGGUAUUACAGUGGCCAAGGAACGACCAGAUCUGGAGGCCGAAAAGAACACUCUGAUUAUACAAGGAGCAGAGAAUAAACGCCAACUCAAGGAAAUCGAAGACAAAAUUUUGGAAGUACUCAGUACUUCGGAAGGUAAUAUCCUGGAAGAUGAAACAGCUAUACAAAUCCUGAGCUCUUCGAAGGUGCUUUCGAAUGAAAUAACCGCCAAACAAGCAGUGGCUGAAAUCACUGAAAAACAAAUUGAUACUGCCCGAAUGGAGUACACUCCGAUUGCCGUUCAUUCUGCUAUUUUGUUCUUCACCAUAGUUGACUUGGCUAAUAUAGAUCCCAUGUACCAAUAUUCCCUGGUGUGGUUCAUGAACCUGUUCUCUUCAGCUAUCGAUAACACCGACAAAGUUGAAGAUGUAAAAGAGCGUUUGAAGGAUUUGGAAAAAUAUUUCACCUAUUCGCUCUACGUGAAUAUUUGCAGGAGUUUGUUUGAAAAAGACAAGUUACUGUUCUCCUUAUUGUUGGUGGUGAAUCUACUGAAGAGUAGGGACCAAAUGGAUGUAUCAGAAUGGAUGUUUUUGCUAACCGGCGGUGUUGGUUUGGAAAAUCCACACAAGAAUCCUUCUGAAUGGCUGGUAGAUAAGUCUUGGGAUGAACUGUGCAGACUGGAUGAGUAUCCCGCUUAUAAGGGUUUGAGGCAACACUUCGAGAAUAAUAUGGAUACGUGGAAGAAAAUAUUCGAUUCAACCGAACCUCAGGAAUACCCAUUACCCAGUCCAUUCGACACUAAACUGUCCCAGUUCCAGAAGCUGCUCAUCUUGAGAUGCAUAAGAUACGAUAAGAUAACCCCCGCUGUGCAGUCUUUUGUAUCUGCUAAUCUUGGAAGACAGUACAUCGAACCACCCCCAUUCGACCUAACCUCGUCCUUUGCCGACUCCCACUGUUGCAUACCCUUGAUAUUCAUCCUGACUCCGGGGGCAGACCCCACUGCCGUGCUGUUGAAGUUCGCCGACGAUCAAGGUUUCGGGGCUGCCAGACUUUUCGCCCUUUCCUUGGGACAAGGACAAGGACCGAUAGCUAUCAGGCUGAUAGACGAGGGCGUCAGAAAUGGCACUUGGGUCGUCUUGCAGAACUGCCAUUUGGCCAAGAGUUUCAUGCCAUCCUUGGAGAGGAUAUGCGAGAAUUUAACUCCCGAUACCACGCAUCCCGAUUUCCGACUCUGGCUAACCUCGUAUCCGGCCGACCAUUUUCCGGUGCUGGUCUUGCAGAACGGCGUGAAGAUGACCAACGAACCGCCCAAAGGCCUCAAGGCCAACAUCCUGAGAUCGUACGCCGGAGAUCCCAUAAGCGAUCCGGAUUGGUUCGACAAUUGCAAACAAGGUCCCACGUUCAAGAAGUUACUGUUCGCCCUGUGUUUCUUCCACGCCUCCAUACAGGAGAGGAGGAAGUUCGGUCCGUUGGGAUGGAACAUCCCGUACGAGUUCAACGAAACCGAUCUGAGGAUCAGCGUGGUCCAGCUGCAGAUGUUCCUGAACGAUUAUAGCGACGUACAAUACGAUGCUAUAUUGUAUUUGACCGGGGAGUGUAACUAUGGAGGAAGAGUGACAGACGACUGGGAUCGCAGAACACUCAAUACCAUUUUGAGAAAGUUCUAUUGUCCAGAACUGGUGGAAAGCCAGAAUUACGCUCUAGAUCCUACAGGUGCAUACUACGUACCGGAAAAAACGGAAUACGAUGAGUACAUAGCUUACACGAAAUCCUUGCCAUUGAUUACGCAUCCUGAAGUAUUCGGGAUGAAUGAAAACGCUGACAUAAUGAAGGAUCAACAGGAGACCAACCUCCUCUUCUACAGCAUACUUCUCACACAGGAUGCUCUUUCUUCCGGGGGAGCUGAAAAAACCCCAGACGAAAUAGUUUUGGACGUGGCAGCCGAUGUGCUUGCCAAACUUCCACCCCUGUUCGACAGAGAUGCUGCCAUGGAAAAAUACCCGACUUCGUAUAAUCAAAGCAUGAAUACUGUUUUGGUGCAGGAAAUGAACAGGUUCAACAAUCUGUUAGCAGUGAUUCGAAGCAGCCUCAUAAACGUUAGGAAAGCCAUCAAAGGUUUGAUUGUUAUGUCCGGACCUUUAGAAGAGGUUGUGAAGAGUAUUCUCACCGGGAGGAUACCUGCAAUGUGGGCUGGAAAAUCCUACCCAUCUCUGAAACCCCUCGGAAGUUAUAUCAUAGAUUUCUUGGCACGACUGGCAUUUUUACAGAAAUGGUACGAUGAAGGGGCGCCUUGCACGUUCUGGAUCUCUGGCUUCUAUUUCACCCAGGCUUUCUUGACUGGAGCCCAGCAGAACUAUGCCAGGAAAUACACCAUUCCUAUCGAUUUGUUGGGAUUCGACUAUGAGGUUAUGAAGGAGAAAAAUUUCGACGAACCACCGGAAGAUGGCGUUUACGUUUACGGGUUAUUCUUGGACGGGGCUAGGUGGAAUAAGAAGACGAUGCUUCUGGACGAAUCCCUCCCGAAAGUUCUAUACAGCGUUGUCCCGUUUAUCUGGCUGAAACCAAUGAAACGAGAUGACAUUCAACCUCAACCAACUUAUCUCUGUCCAGUGUAUAAGACUGCGGAAAGACGUGGGGUUCUUUCAACAACUGGGCAUUCUACAAAUUUCGUUAUCGCAAUGACUUUGGCCACCGAUAAGGAAUCGAAACAUUGGAUUAUGAGAGGUGUUGCUAUGCUUUGUGCCUUGUCCCAAUAGACAAGUUUUAACCGAGCUUUUACGAUUCUUUUCGAUCAUUAUUUUAUUUGGUUUUAUAUUGUUUUUGAAGUAUUGGAUUGUGAAUUUAUAAAAUAUAUUUUUAUUUUAGU
Molecule: messenger RNA, 10667 nt
Organism: Coccinella septempunctata (seven-spotted ladybird)
Lineage: Eukaryota; Metazoa; Arthropoda; Insecta; Coleoptera; Coccinellidae
Gene: Dhc36C
Product: dynein axonemal heavy chain 7
Exons: 46
Coding region: 118-10557 (3479 amino acids)
Biological process (GO): microtubule-based movement
Cellular component (GO): dynein complex
Molecular function (GO): dynein light intermediate chain binding; ATP binding; minus-end-directed microtubule motor activity
Source: RefSeq, a predicted model, not a curated record